CUUAUCAGUUGGCAUCCUGCUACAACCAGCAUAACCCCUAUCUGUUUUGCUGUCAUUGCGUUAUUUCUGUACUGUUCCCAGUCGUAUCCUACCUCCCCGCUUGGCUCCAGGAAUGUUUAUCGAGUUGAUGCAAUAGAAUCCAGCUGUCUUGUCGGUGCGUUCUGUUAAGGGCAUCAUAAUGUUAAUGUUAUUGAAUCAAUGCGGAAAGUUGCUUCGGCCCAAUUCAAGCCACAGCAAUUUAAUUCACCAAUAUGGGUGCCACUUACCACGUUCUUUCCAUGGGCUAUUUAGUAUUGUUCUGUCUCUGCUGUCAUCUUUAGAAGUCUCAGCCUACGGGGGUCUUUGAUAGCAUAACAGAGCCACAAUAUCCUACAGCAUUUCUAUCAUUUCAGCCCCAUGCACUUCCCCUGCGACAUCCACCCGCCAUCCUGGUUUAUGUUUCUCCUUCCAUUUGGAUAUCUUUAUCAAAAUAUUUCGCCAACCUUUCAUUAGCCAGAAUUGACUGUGAAAGCAACAUCCUGCAAGCAGAAUCAAUACUCAGCAGUACCAUCGCGUCGCUCCACCACCCACAGCUACGUCCUGGAUUCACAGCCAAAGACCCCUCAGUGAGGCACUAGCCUUCGAAGAGACUGAUAAUCUCACAAAUCUGUUUGCUCAAAUUCAGAAAAUGACCGUUCCCUUGUCGCCAUUUCCUUCACGAGCUCCAUUUGAAGUCCAUCCCAAAGGCCACUGGCCCAUGCACGCUCAGAGACAAAGUAUCAAGAAAUUCCAACUUUGAUGAUACCAUUGGCUCUUCUCACUGCUUCAUCACUUGAUUCAAGCCAUAAUUUACAAUGAAAGAUUUGGAAAACCGCUUCAAAGAUUGUAUGCCUUCACACGCUGGAAGUAUGACGCGAAGUGACGCCUACGAUGACACCGUCGCUGCCAUCGUCAGGCUUGCCCCUGAGGCAUGGCUGUCUGAAGGUCAAGCUGCAGUCUAUAAGGACCAACUGAGCAGUGUGAAAGGCGCCAAAAAUCCGCAAGAGAAGCUCGUCCAUGCAUUUGAACCUGCAAUAAAGGCUCAAUUUCUGUACGCCAAGAUCCUACGCAGUUGCCAUUCGCUAGAUCCCGGCAUACAUGCCUUCAGGGUAUUUAAGACGUGGAAUCUGGCGACGAUACUCUUCUAUCAGCCUGCCACACAACUGGAAAUCGAGAUGUCAAACAAAGGUUACAACCCCGGCUACACCAAGGUCUGUGAGUGGAUCGAUGUCGUUGCUGAGGAUCCAGAGGCUAUGUUAAUUUAUAUCCAAAUGCACUGUGAUCAACUUGAUAAUUACGAUCAGGGAAGCGGAACUGAAAUGAAGAACCAUAUCAUUGAAGCUAUUCCUGGCCUGUCUUUACCAGAAUCGGGUUGCAGCUCUCGAGAUAGACCCAAGGAUAGGAGAAGCUAA
This is a messenger RNA of Cadophora gregata, 1430 nucleotides long. RefSeq lists its product as uncharacterized. NCBI's taxonomy places the organism in Eukaryota, Fungi, Ascomycota, Leotiomycetes, Helotiales, Ploettnerulaceae. The transcript has 3 exons. Bases 834 to 1430 code for a protein of 198 amino acids. The record is from RefSeq and is a predicted model, not a curated record.